AUUGGCCACUUUCUUUUGAUGGUUGUAAAGAAUGGCAGUUUUCAAGAUGUCAUAAGAUACAUGUACAUUUCCUCUUCACAGAUUUUCAAUUUCAGUGAUAACUCGCGCUAUUUCGUUAUAUUUUCCUGUCUACUUUUCAACUUCAUCAGUAUUACUGGGUAAAGGGUAACAGUACCUUGGUAAACAUUUUUUACCAGUCAAAAUAUUUUACKCGUUUUUCAAAAUUGUUGUUAUCAAACGACAUCCAUUAUUAAGGUUGAUAGUAGCUCGCGGGUUUCAUCGGGAAAUUUCCGUAUUAUCGAUGAUGAAUCGUAUUGUUUUCGUGACCUCAUCGGUUCCACCUGUAGCCAACAUGACAUCAGUGCCCGUUGAGGUGCACUGAGUAAUUAAAAACUAUUUUUUUCAAUCAAGUUAGAAAUGAGUCACAAAACCAUUGUCCUUGAGUCAUUUAUACUUCUAGUACUAGAUAUUUAUGGUUGSCGAUGUUCACUUUGUAAAAAAAGGUUUUUGUCCAUAUUUAUAUUAUUAAUUGACACACAUCAAAAUAUUGUAUAAACAUAACGCGCUCUUUGCUUGUUAAAUCUACAUAUUUAAGUUUGUUUGAGAAAAACAUCAAUUUCAAAGAUUUCAGAAAGAAAUUAACACAAAAUGAAAUGCCGAGAUUUAGGUCCCCAGGAGUGACCGUUGUCGUAAAUGGUGCAAGGCUUCAGUCUGAUUGGCUAGUUUCAACCCAAGCACUAAAUAAUAAAUGUCUCAAUCUGAGCGUCAAUUCAAAUAGCGUUGUUUACGUUUGGUUCAGUGUACAAAUUAACGCUGGCCAUUUCAAGAGCGUUCCUAGAGAUUUUUAAUUUUGCCAAAAAUAUUGAAAAUAGUGUACUUUGAACCCUGAAGUUURUCUUCAAACUACAAGUCUGGACUUCUGAGGUUUGGCUGAGCAUCAACAUUGCUUUGCGAUACAUUCGUUGUAAACAACCUACGUAACUGGACAACGAUACAUUGCAUCAAAACAGACUAAGAACAAGAAAAGAGAAAAGCCGUGUGUUCACAAGUCUUUGUUUGCUAUCUUGACUCAAGAUAUUUAUUGAAGUCAGUUUUGAAUGAUGAAAAAGCGACUUUCUUUUUCUAUUAACCUAAACCGUAAAAGCAGGAUUUACCAUCCCGGUGAGGUGGUAGCAGGAGAAUGUGUCAUAGGACUAAAAGAAACCCUCAAGUUUCGUAGUGUUAGAAUUGAGUUUGUUGGUGAAGCAAGAACUAACUGGGAUGAGAUGGAAAACUAUACUACAACACACAAAGACGAGGAGAUCUAUUUUCACAAGAAGACAUCCCUUCUAGCAAGUGGCCAAAACAAAGGUGCUCACAGUCAUCUAAACCCGGGAAGACAUGUUCUCGACUUCACGUUUAAAAUYCCGCCGUUCAGUCUCCCGUCGUCCUUUGAGAGCAAGCAGGGUUAUGUUCGCUACUUUUUGAGAGCGCGCAUUGACAGGCCCUGGAGAUUUGAUGAGAUCACCAAGGAAACCAUCCACAUUAUCGAUUUGAUUGAUGCCAACUCUCCUCGAAUGCUGAUGCCAGUCUUUGGYGAGGCACAAAAAUCUCUAAAUUGUUUACGCAAUGGUACUGCAGCCCCCUUACAGAUGCUUGUCAGCACUGAUCGUAAUGCUUACUGCCCUGGCGAGAGAAUCGUCGUAACCACAGAAAUAAGGCAUCUACCCUUCACCGAGAAAUACCAGACUAUCAUAAACCUCAUUCAAACUGUAACUUACAAGUCACAGAGUAAAUAUCGAUCAGAGUACAAACGCCUCAAGCUACUCCAGCGCUCUGCCCUUUCAAGCAAAGUYGAUGAGCUUGUGGUCCCGGAUGUUGUCCCSAGUAUGAGGAAUUGUGGGAUCGUUUCGAUUACCUAUCAGUUGAAGGUAAUUGUAGCAAGAGCACACCACCAUGACACUGGCCUCGAUCUUGAGGUAGAUCUUCCAAUCACCAUAGCAACUGUACCGUUAAGAAAGUCACAUGGAAUGAUCAACAAGAUUGUCCCAUUUAGUGAUUUAAACAAUCUGUUAAACAACAAGACGUUCGUCACCAUAAAACACAUGUCUGAAGUCAAUCUCUACUCAAUGUCUGCCGUAGCCACGUGACCGUGAUGCCUAAUCUUAGCUUGAACCAGAGCUUGAAUUUAUAGAGCUAUCAUAGAAAUAGACGACAAAUUCUCUGGAAAGAGACUAAUUCUUACCUCAUGAGAAAUUAUGUUACAAACAAAGUUUGAAUUUAUAAUUAUAUUAAAAGUGUGAAUAGCCGAAAUAUAUGUUAUAUAUAUCAUUGUUAGGCCAUAAUGUAUAGAGAAAUUCAAGUAAUAUAUCUUUAAUAUAUCUUUAUGUAUAACUAAAGGUUUUUGGUUUUGGACAAAAUGGGGGAUUCUUUAAACUAUAUAAGUUCGAUUUCUAGGGUUUUUUUAAAAGGUAAAUUAUGACUAAAUGUUUGCAAAAAAUCUGUAACAUGAUAAACAAUAUUAUCGGUUGAGAAUGAGUAUUGAAUCGUAGAAUUAUUAAGGCGAAGUAGCUUGGUUUACAUGAUCGUUCUAACGCAUCAUACGGUCCCAAAUCUAAAAAAUAUUGUAAAACGCACUGAUUUUCUUUUGUUUACGGUGAUUGGCGGACUUUUUUUGAAUUGAAGUACCUCGACGUCAUAAUCAAAUUGAUUCCAUGACGUCAGAGUCUAUGAAAAAGACUUUAUAUGGAAAAUUGACUUAUACCUGUUAGCCAAUUGAAACCGGUGUAUAUUUUAGACAGAUAGUAUAAGGAAAACGUUCUAAUGGGUUUUGUUAUUAAAUCGUCAUGAAAUCAAAUUUUCAAUAAAAUAAAAUAAAAUAAAA
This is a messenger RNA of Exaiptasia diaphana, 2863 nucleotides long. Its product is annotated as arrestin domain-containing protein 3. Gene Ontology annotation, biological process: protein transport. The record is from RefSeq and is a predicted model, not a curated record. Gene Ontology annotation, cellular component: cytoplasm. The transcript has 5 exons. Bases 1098 to 2129 code for a protein of 343 amino acids. NCBI's taxonomy places the organism in Eukaryota, Metazoa, Cnidaria, Anthozoa, Actiniaria, Aiptasiidae.